UCACACGCGCACGUGCAGGUUUAUGGUGGUACUCAGAGUCGGAGGCUGUGACUAGGCUGAGCAACAAGAUACACCGUAGCUCUGCUGUCAGGGUCCAAAUGAGUUCUGCUACUAACUAUGCUAGAAGAUUUGCUAGACUGAGAGCUCGCAUAUUUGGUGAAGUUGUCAGAACAACUAAUGCUAAGCAAUAUAAAGUUGUGUCACAUUUUGCUGAGAAACCAAUUUUGAAGGACCUACCAAAAUGGUAUCCACCAAUUGACAAGUUCAAUACUCUUUUGCAUAGACUGCGUAACUUAGGUCUUUUUAGAGAUGAACAUUUAAAUUUAGCUGAGAAAUUGCGUGAGCAUCGGAUUGCUAGGGGGAAAGUGACACCUAAAAAAGGUCAAGGCAAGAGAAAAAAGAAGAAUAAAUAAUUAUUAUUGUUUGCAUAAUUAGUGUUAUGUAAUAUAGAUGGUUUAUACAGGAAAUUACAUCAAUAUUAGUUUAA
This is a messenger RNA of Amphimedon queenslandica, 487 nucleotides long. Its product is annotated as 28S ribosomal protein S33, mitochondrial-like. The coding region runs from base 99 to 413 and encodes 104 amino acids. Gene Ontology annotation, cellular component: mitochondrion. The transcript is spliced from 4 exons. The record is from RefSeq and is a predicted model, not a curated record. Lineage: Eukaryota; Metazoa; Porifera; Demospongiae; Haplosclerida; Niphatidae.